CACACCUGUGAUCCUAGCACUUUGGGAGGAUUGUUUGAGGCCAGGAGUUCAAGACCAGCCUGAACAAUCCCAGCUCCUUAGGGGGCUGAGACAGGAAUAUCACUUGAGCCCAGGAGUUUAAGGUUGCAGUGAGCUAGGCUGAUGCCACUGCACUCUAGCUCAGGUGACAGAGUGAGACCCUGUCUCAAAAAGAAAAAAAUAAGAAUGUAGGAUCAGAAGCCAGAUUGUCUGCAUUGGAAUUCCAACCACUUAGUAGCUCUGUGAUCUUGGAUAAAUAAUUUAUCUCUGCAUUUCAGUCUCCUUGUCUGUAAUAUGGGAAUAAUAAUAGUACCUAUCUUAUAGGGUUGUUGUGAGAAUUAAAUGGUUUAAUACAUGUAAAGUGCUUAGACAAAGUACUUGGCAUAAAGUGAGAGUUGGAUAUAUAUUAGGAUCAUUAUUAACCACCUGGGGGAACUUUAAGUGGAUUUGGAGUAUGGGCAUCCAACUGGAAAGGCCUGCUUAGGAGUGUCUUGUGAAUAUGAUUUGCAUAACGGUUGAGCCCCAGCUGACGUCAAGGGCUUCUUGCAGCUCCAGAUCAGAUGUAGCCCUGGAAGUAGUUCCUGCCACACAACAGUCCCACAAUCUCCCCACCAACCCUGCUUCCUACCCAACUCCUGAAGCACCAGGAAGUGAAACAGAGGCAGAGCCCCAUGCCUCCAACUCACCCUUGUCCUCAUCCUGUCCUGCAGAGCUCCACUUCCUCCUCUUCCUUUUCACCUUUCAUCUCCUAUCUUUUAGGGCUCCCAGAAUGGAGACCAAAGGUGGGAAAAGCAUAAGAGACAUUGUAUACAAAUGAGGUGAACUCCCUUAUGCCUCUCCCUCCAAUUUCCUUAUUCCAUUUGUGUCCACCCAGUGUAGGAAAAGGCAAACCAUUUCUCACCAAAACUGAGAUAAUUCUCUGAUGCUAGCAAUGUUUUCAUCCAAAGGGUGGAUUAACUACAGAAUCAUAAUAUUUGAACCUGAAGUUUGGGCAGUUUUGUAUAGCUCUAAGGGAAGGGAGAACCUCCACUGAGGGUAAGUUUCUCAGAAGAAAAGGGUCAACCUCUUGGGGAGGCUUGAGGGGCCAGCUGUGUGGUCACCUAUGGCCUCAUUCUGACGUCCAAAUUAUUCUGGGACCCUCCACUGGAGUCGGGGCAGUCCCAGCUUUGGACCACCCUCUACUCCCACGCCCAAACUCACACCCUCAGCUGUUUCACUGGAUGUUGCAUCAGGGAGGGUGAUGAAAUCAGUGACAGUGGAUUUUACCCAUGGAUGCAACAGGCUGAAGGACUAGCCAGAGUCAUUGACACUAUGUACAUUUGACUACCAAGACCCCUGGGCUUCCUAGAUAUGGGAUAGGGACUGACUAUUGAAAUGUCUAAGUUUAAUUUCUAGCCCUUGCUUACACUGGUAUCCUGAAAAAAACAUCACCUGAAUCCCACAAAGCCCAUGAAAAUUUAGGCUGAUAGGGUUGAAGAAUCAGUGGUUCUUAGCCAACAAGCCUCUUCCCACAAGAGCCCUCCUAACCUUCACCUGAAGUAGGAUUCAAUAAGGCCUCACGCUGCAUUUAUCUGGCUUCCCAGUUCACAAAGUGUCUUCAUAUCCAUUCUCUCCUAUGAAACCAGGACCAUCCAAUAAAAAUAAUGCUGUUUCCAAUAAAGAAAAAGAAGAAGCCCCUCAUACUUAGAUGGGGACAUCAAGUAGGAAAACACUUCAUUACAAAUUGAGCUCAACACCCUAUUGAGUGAUGAAUGAAUGCUUCUCUGUUUUGGCUUUUCCUCAGGCAGGAGGAGGUGAGGAAAUUAGGUUUGGGCUGGGUAGUGGUAUAGCUUUGAGAGGCAAAAGUUCAGAGAAAGAUUAAACAGGAAGGAACUUGAGACCAGAUUAAUUUAAAUGUUCGUUACUCCCCUCAACCCCCUCGUCUACAGCCAUUUCGAUUCCUGGAGAGCAUUACACAUGUGUCCCAUCCCAGGCCUCUAGCCACAGCAACCACACGACUCAUUUCCCGUGGAACUGAGGCUGCAUACCUGGGCUCCCCACAGAGGGGGAUGAUGCAGGGAGGGGAAUCCCACCUGCUGUGAGUCACCUGCUAGUAUAAAGGGCGGGCCUUACAAUGCAGGGACCUUAAAAGAGACUCAGAGACAAAGGGAGGAAAACAACAGGAAGCAGCUCAGAGACUCGGUAAGCAACAGAGGGAACCAAACCAGAGACGCACAGAACAGAGAGAAUCAGGCUCAGAGCAAGUGGAAGUGGGCAGAGAUUCUACAAGGGCUGGUGCAAGGCACAGAACCAUCAAGGUUAAAAAGCAGGCAACAAGAUGCUGGGAAGCAGAGCUAUGAUGCUGCUAUUGCUGUUCCCCUGGACUACUCAGGGUAGAGCUGUGCCUGGGGACAGCAGCCCUGCCUGGGCUCGAUGCCAACAGCUCUCACAGAAGCUCUGCACGCUGGCCUGGAGUGCACACCCACAAGUGGGACACAUGGAUCUACUCAGAGAAGAGGGAGAUGAAGAGACUACAAAUGAUGUUCCCCAUAUCCAGUGUGGGGAUGCUUGUGAUCCCCAAGGACUCAGAGACAACAGUCAGUUCUGCUUGCAAAGGAUCCACCAGGGUCUGAUAUUUUACGAGAAGCUGCUAGGAUCAGAUAUUUUCACAGGGGAGCCUUCUCUGCUCCCUGAUGGCCCUGUGGGCCAGCUUCAUGCCUCUCUACUGGGCCUCAGCCAACUCUUACAGCCUGAAGGUCACCACUGGGAGCCUCAGCAGACUCCAAGCCCCAUUCCUAGCCAGCCAUGGCAGCGCCUUCUUCUCCGUUUCAAGAUCCUUCGCAGCCUCCAGGCCUUUGUGGCGGUAGCUGCCCGGGUCUUUGCCCAUGGAGCAGCAACCCUGAGUCCCUAAAGCCAACAGCUUAAGAAUGACACUCACAUCUCCAUGGCUUAGCAAUGCCAAGAUAAAACCGACCACCCCAGACACCUGUGAGCCAACAAGUUAAUUAGUCCAUUAAUCCUAAUGGGACUGCAUAUGUUGAAAAAUUACCAGUACUGACUGACUGAUGAUGCUGACCUAUGACAAGGUUGAGUAUUUAUUAGAUGGAAAGGGAAAUUCGGGGAUUAUUUAUCCUCAUGAGAGCAGUUUGGGGAGGAGGAUUAUUUAUUAUAUUUAUACUGAAUAAUGUACUUUUUUCAAUAAAGACUUAUUUAUGAGGCUA
Molecule: messenger RNA, 3218 nt
Organism: Microcebus murinus (gray mouse lemur)
Lineage: Eukaryota; Metazoa; Chordata; Mammalia; Primates; Cheirogaleidae
Gene: IL23A
Product: interleukin 23 subunit alpha
Biological process (GO): immune response; positive regulation of T-helper 17 cell lineage commitment; positive regulation of T cell proliferation
Cellular component (GO): extracellular region; interleukin-23 complex
Molecular function (GO): cytokine activity
Source: RefSeq, a predicted model, not a curated record